Molecule: messenger RNA, 1089 nt
Organism: Balearica regulorum gibbericeps (East African grey crowned-crane)
Lineage: Eukaryota; Metazoa; Chordata; Aves; Gruiformes; Gruidae
Source: RefSeq, a predicted model, not a curated record
CUGAUGUCCCGGCGCAUUUACGGCCCCAUCUGGAAGUCGACCUUUGGGCAUUAUGAGAACAUCAACAUCGGAAGCCCGGUGGUGCUGGAGCAGCUGCUACGGCAGGAGGGCAAGUACCCCAUGCGGAGUGACAUGGAGCGGCCCCCCCUGCGCCUGCCGUAUGGACCCUUCACCGAGGAAGGGGAGCGCUGGUACCGCCUGCGCCAGGUCCUCAACAAGCGGCUGCUGAAGCCCUCGGAGGCGGUGCUGUACGCGGAUGCCAUCGGGGAGGUGGUGUCAGACCUGAUGGUGCGGCUGCGGGAGGGGGUGCUGGUGGGGGACGUGGCCAACCUGCUCUACCGCUUCGCCCUGGAAGGGAUCUCCUAUAUCCUCUUUGAGACCCGCAUCGGGUGCCUGAAGCAGCAAGUCCCCGCUGAGACCCAGCGCUUCAUUGACUCCAUCAACCUCAUGUUCAACCUCAUGUUCAAGAACUCCAUCUUUGCCACCGUCCUGCCCCGAUGGAGCCGCAAGGUACUGCCCUUCUGGGACCGCUACCUGGACAGCUGGGACACCAUCUUCGCCUUCGGCAAGACCCUGAUUGACCGGAAGAUGGAGGAGCUGGAGGGGCAGGUGGAGCGGGGCAAGGAGGUGUCCGGCUACCUGAGCUACCUGCUGGCCAGCGGCAGGCUCACCCUGGAGGAGGUCUAUGGCAGCGUGGCCGAGCUGCUGCUGGCCGGCGUGGACACGACCUCCAACACGCUGUCCUGGGCCCUGUACCACCUCUCCCGGGACCCAGGUGUCCAGGAGACCCUGUACCAGGAGCUGAAAGCGGUUGUGCCAGCCAACCGGUUUCCUGGUGCUGAGGAUAUCCCCAAGAUGCCGAUGCUUCGGGCUGUUAUCAAGGAGACACUGAGGGUCUACCCCGUGGUGCCUACCAACGCCAGGGUCUUCUAUGAGAAGGACAUUGUCAUUGGAGACUACCUCUUCCCCAAGAACACCCUCUUUGUCCUGGCACACUACGCGAUGUCCCACGAUGAGACCUACUUCCCUGAGCCCGAGCGGUUCCUGCCCCAGCGCUGGCUCCGGGGCCACGGCUCCCCCCACCACCCC